AUGGCUCCAGCUGAUGCAAAAAAGAAACUUGUAAAAAAGGCUAGUAAGAUGAUGCAUGCGUUCGAUCUGAUAAAAUGUGAAAUCCCGAAAAAUGUAACUAGUAGCGGUGAGGAAUUAACGUACUCAUUUUUGUGGGGUACGCAUCUGACGGAUGACCAGUUUGAAUGGGCCUUUCGCUUGUUCGUAGAUAACAUGCGAACUCUUUAUGAGAUGUCUCAGUGGGGUUAUGACCCAGAAAGUAAGAGGCAAGAACUGCGUGCUACUACUUCCAGAUAUAUAAUUGCGCAUGUCAACAAGAACAGACCAGUAGCGUACUGUCAUUAUCGUUUUGACGUAGACAAUGGAUUUGCUGUUUUGUAUUGUUAUGAGAUUCAAGUAGAACGAGAAUUUCAAGCUCUCGGAAUAGGGACUGCUUUAAUGACUAUGUUGGAGAUACUUGGCAAGAGAACUUCAAUGGACAAAAUAAUGGCAACUGUUUUUGCGUUCAACGAGAAGUCGUUGGGAUUUUUCCACAAGCUUGGUUUUUCAGCAGAUAUAACAUGCCCGGAUGCAGAACAAGAUCUUGACUAUUUAAUUUUAUCAAAGUCUUUAAAAAAUGCUUGA
Molecule: messenger RNA, 603 nt
Organism: Enterobius vermicularis (human pinworm)
Lineage: Eukaryota; Metazoa; Nematoda; Chromadorea; Rhabditida; Oxyuridae
Source: the annotation of a GenBank genome assembly